Trichoplusia ni (cabbage looper) is the source of this 1296-nucleotide messenger RNA. RefSeq names its product protein ANTAGONIST OF LIKE HETEROCHROMATIN PROTEIN 1-like. The transcript has 2 exons. The record is from RefSeq and is a predicted model, not a curated record. Lineage: Eukaryota; Metazoa; Arthropoda; Insecta; Lepidoptera; Noctuidae. Bases 288 to 1262 code for a protein of 324 amino acids.
AUAUGGUUGACUUUAUAAACACUAAUUAUUUCAUAAUUUUGUUUUUUUUUUGUAUAAUAUUUUCGACAUUUCUAUUUUUAAAUAUUUUUAUAUAAUAAAGUUUAAAGUUCAAUUAAUUAAAACUUGUUUCAUUAAAAAGCCCAUACAUUCAAUAACAUAUGUAGAAAUUUUCAAGUUGUUAUCACUUAAGACAAAAGAGAUACACAUUUUUGAGACAGUGAACCCGUUUCGGUCCCACUGUGCCUCGGUUAAAACAAGAUCCAAGCAAAUUUUUUAAUUAUUUAAGAAUGUCUAGAGAAUGUUUCUACGAAUUAUUUGAAUUAGUUAAAAGUAAAAUUCAGAGGCAAGAAACUAUUUUCAAAAAUACUAUAUCAGCUGAAGAAAGACUUGUGAUAACAUUGAGGUACUUAUCCGCUGGUUGCAGUAUGACUGAAUUGCAUCAUUCUUAUCAACAUGGAAUCUCAACUAUUUCUGGAAUUGUGAAAGAUACGUGUAAACAGAUUUACAAAACUCUACGAGAAAUUUAUUUGCCUGAACUGAAGAAAGAAGAUUGGUUAAGAAUCGCAGAAGGUUUUGCAACUAAAGCAAACUUCCCUAAUUGUUUGGGAGCUGUAGAUGGUAAACAUGUAAGAAUAAUCAAGCCCCCUAAAAGCGGUUCGCUUUAUUACAACUAUAAAAAGUUUUUCUCUAUUGUAUUAUUGGCCAUUUGUGAUUCUAAUUACAAAUUCAUUUUCAUCGAUGUUGGAUCAUAUGGCAAAGCAUCAGAUUCACAAAUUUUUAGAAACAGUGUUUUUUUCAAGAAACUUGAAGACAACAGUCUAAACAUACCAAGUUCUAGGGCAAUAACAGAAAAUGGUUCACCACUACCGUUUGUUUUUGUCGGUGAUGAAGCAUUCGGCAUCAGUAAUUUCAUACAACGCCCCUAUAGUGGCAAUUAUUUGAAUUUACAACAAAAAAUUUAUAACUACCGCUUGUCACGUGCUCGAAGAUACAUAGAGUGUACAUUCGGAAUUAUGACUAAUAAAUGGCGAAUAUUACAUCGACCAAUAAAUGUAGAUAUAUCGUUUGCGACAGACAUUGUUAAAGCUAUCUGUGUUUUACAUAAUUUCUUACAACGUGACUGUGAUCUAUUUAUUCACGACAGACAGAUCGAUGAGGUGGUUCGAAAUGAACAAAAUUUGCCAGCAACAACAGUUCCCGAUAAAUUUGCAGAAUAUUUUGUUAACGAAGGACAAUUAUCAUGGCAAAAUAACAAAAUCUGAUUUAAAUAAAUAGUUACCUGCUGAGUUUUUUUCA